AUGAUUUCCCAAGUUCAUGAGACAGAAUUUGUUGAAGAACAUGAUAGACUUUUCGCAGAGGCUAAGAAGAGCGGAGAUCACUUGGCUGUUACCGCGCACUACUACUCAGUGAUGUCUACGGUAAUAGACGAGUACUUUGGAGGUAACUUCCAUUUUGCUCCACCGAGAAAAGUAAAUAUGUCACUGGAGGAGGCUCUUACAGAUCUCCACAGAAAAAUUGGUGAGCGACUCGGCCUGAAAGAAGGAAAAUCGUGCGUGGACAUUGGCUGCGGUAUAGGAGGUGUCAUCAAGGAUCUCGCAGGCACGGGUGCUGAUUUAACGGGAGUUACUAUAGCAGCAAAUGAAGUCGAGAUAGGUGAGUUCCUUUAGA
Messenger RNA from Strongylus vulgaris, 370 nucleotides. Lineage: Eukaryota; Metazoa; Nematoda; Chromadorea; Rhabditida; Strongylidae. The record is from the annotation of a GenBank genome assembly.